CUGUCUUGUUACAAAAUUGCCGGUGUGUGUAGUCGUGUACACUCGCCAGCAGACACUCGGAGAAUACGUUGGAAAAGAUACUGAAAUUGGAAACUGAAAGCUGCCUUAGCCAUGAAGACGUCUCAAGGGACCUGGGGUCUGCAGUGGCUCCUGAAGAUGUCUCCAGAUAAGCAAGACACGCUGUUGAAGAUGGUCAUUCUCGCUGUAGCAGCUGUAUUGUCUUUUUCCACUCGUCUGUUCUCUGUGCUGCGGUUUGAGAGUGUCAUCCACGAGUUUGAUCCUUAUUUCAACUACCGCACGACCCGCUUUUUGGCUGAAGAAGGGUUUUACAACUUCCACAACUGGUUUGAUGACAGAGCGUGGUAUCCUCUUGGCAGAAUUAUUGGUGGCACCAUCUACCCAGGUCUCAUGGUAACAUCAGCUUUGAUCUACCAUGUCAUGAACUUCUUCCAUCUGACCAUUGAUGUGAGGAAUGUUUGUGUGUUCUUGGCACCUCUGUUCUCCAGUUUCACCACCAUCGUCACUUUCUACUUCACAAAAGAACUCAGGGAUGCUUCUGCCGGUCUGGUGGCUGCUGCUAUGCUUUCCAUCGUCCCUGGCUACAUCUCUAGGUCCGUAGCAGGGUCUUAUGAUAACGAGGGUAUUGCCAUCUUCUGCAUGCUGCUCACCUACACCCUGUGGAUCAAGUCCGUCAAAACUGGAUCUAUCUUCUGGGGAGCCCUCUGUGCUCUGGCAUACUUUUACAUGGUGUCGUCUUGGGGAGGCUACGUGUUCUUGAUCAACUUGAUUCCCCUUCAUGUCUUGAUGUUGAUGAUCACCGGUCGCUUUUCUCAUCGCAUCUACGUUGCCUUCUCCACUGUGUAUUGUCUGGGAACCAUCCUGUCUAUGCAAAUCUCUUUUGUCGGAUUCCAACCUGUCCAGUCCAGUGAACACAUGGCUGCCCUUGGCGUGUUUGGUUUGUGCCAAGUCCAUGCCUUUGUCGACUAUCUUCGCUCCAAGAUGUCCAAAGACCAUUUCAACAUUCUGUUCAGAAGCCUUGUCCUGCUGGUUGGCACUGCUGUGUUUGGUGCUGCUGCUGUUGCAACUGCUCUUGGCAAAAUUGCUCCAUGGACUGGCCGUUUCUACUCCCUGCUCGACCCAUCUUACGCCAAGAACAACAUCCCCAUCAUCGCCUCCGUCUCUGAGCAUCAGCCAACCACCUGGAGCUCCUUCUACUUUGACCUCCAGCUGCUCAUGUUCCUCUUCCCCGUGGGCCUCUACUACUGCUUUGUGAAGCUCACCGAUGCCAACAUCUUCAUCAUCAUGUACGGUGUGACCAGCAUUUACUUUGCUGGUGUGAUGGUACGUCUGAUGUUGGUGCUGGCCCCUGUCAUGUGCGUCCUGGGAGGCAUUGGCAUGUCAGCUGUCCUGACAACCUACAUGAAGAACCUGGACAAUCCAAUGAAGGAAAAGAAGAGCAAGAAAAUUGAGUCAAACUACCCGCUCAAGAAUGAGAUUGCCAGCUGUGUGGUUAUCAUGAUGACGACUUUCCUCCUGUUCUACACCUUCCACUGCACCUGGGUGACCUCGGAGGCCUACUCCUCUCCCUCCAUCGUUCUCUCGGCUCGCGGAGGGGACGGCAGCAGGAUCAUCUUUGACGACUUCAGGGAGGCUUACUACUGGCUCAGGCACAACACCCCCGAGGAUGCUAAAGUGAUGUCGUGGUGGGAUUAUGGCUACCAGAUUACUGCAAUGGCAAACAGGACCAUUCUUGUUGAUAACAAUACUUGGAACAACACGCAUAUUUCCCGUGUGGGACAGGCCAUGGCGUCAACAGAAGAUAAAGCAUACGAGAUAAUGCGAGAGCUUGAUGUCAACUACGUGUUAGUCAUAUUUGGAGGAUUGACUGGUUAUUCCUCUGAUGAUAUCAAUAAGUUCCUGUGGAUGGUGCGUAUCGGCGGCAGCACAGACCGCGGCGCCCACAUCAAGGAGUGGGACUACUACACCCCACAGGGCGAGUUCCGGGUGGACAAGGAGGGCUCCUCCACCCUGCUCAACUGCCUUAUGUACAAGAUGUGCUACUACCGCUUCGGCUCUGUCUACACUGAGGGAGGAAAACCCACAGGUUAUGACAGAGUACGUAACACUGAAAUUGGCAACAAAGAUUUUGAGUUGGACGUCCUUGAGGAAGCCUAUACAACUGAGCACUGGCUCGUCAGAAUUUACAAAGUCAAGGAUUUAGAGAACAGGGGUGCAUAAUUGUAAUGUCCAGCAGAUUUUAUGUUGCGUUUGUUCAAUAAUAUAUUAUUUGUUUCUGCUGAAACCAUACCGCUCUUGUACGCUGCUGAAUGUUUAUGAAAGGAAACCUCUGGUUUUUAUCUUUUUACGUUUUUGUUGUCUACUCUCCAAGCUUUACCACAUUGGUUUUUUUAGUUUGUUCAGAGUAAGUUAUAAAAUCCAUCAAAGUGAUAGAUGAAAAAAUGGGGCGGAUGUUAGCACAAAGUUACAUGUAAUAAAUGUGAACUGGCUGUGGGUUUGACUGUUUUUAUCACAUUGCCGUUAUUUUAGCUGGACCAUUCAUCUUAAGGUUACAUCGAAAUUUUAGAGGACUUAUUGCCUUACAUACAAGCUGGAAAGUUUCUCCGAUGUGAGAAGUGGCUUAGUCUGUUCUUUUUUGUUUUAGUUGUUUUGUUUGUUUUUUUCUUUUUUCUUUUGUGUUUCUCUCUUUUGAUCUGACGGAGGGGCUGAGAUGGUGAGGCUAUGAUUUAUUGUGCGGUCAUCAUUUCUCCCAAAUGAAAAUGACACCACAUAGCUCCCGCCUUUAUCGAUUAAGGCAGUCCAUUCGCAAUAUACUCGAAGGUGUCCAAAAUGGAGUUUUGUGAUAUAUCGAGUAUGUGGGCAAAGGAUUUUUUAAACACUAUUUUUACCUUUUGUGAGGUUGUACAUUUGUUUUGCAGGGUUUAUAUGCCUUAGUGAUUAAAUUCUCUGGACCGCCGAAUUUAGUAAAGUGUUUAGUGUCAGCCCCUCUGUCAGAAAUAUAUAUUUUUUUAUACAAAUUUCAGUGCCGGUAGUCUUUGUUACAUUUUGUUAUGUAAUCUAAAUACAAUACUUAAGUUUAUAAAAGACGUUUUUAUUGCCUAUAAAAGUUGUGACCGCAGGUCAUAGUGUUCCUGCAAAUGACCGUUACAUCGGCUGGAAAGUAAAGCUGAUGGCAGGAGGUUUAGUAUCCAUUUUUACCUAUUGCAGUUUUGAUUUCAAAACCCUAAGGUUCUCUCAUUUGGAGAAUGUCCGGUGGUAUGGAAUGUGAGUUGAUUUUGUUCUCAUCGUAUAACUGUGACGUCUCUCGACUUGCCUGUUGUUUAUGACAAUAAAACGUGUAUACUUAACAAA
Molecule: messenger RNA, 3369 nt
Organism: Aplysia californica (California sea hare)
Lineage: Eukaryota; Metazoa; Mollusca; Gastropoda; Aplysiida; Aplysiidae
Product: dolichyl-diphosphooligosaccharide--protein glycosyltransferase subunit STT3A
Exons: 15
Coding region: 112-2238 (708 amino acids)
Biological process (GO): post-translational protein modification
Cellular component (GO): membrane
Molecular function (GO): dolichyl-diphosphooligosaccharide-protein glycotransferase activity
Source: RefSeq, a predicted model, not a curated record